CUUGUAACAUAUUGUUCCAGAAACAAAGAGUGACAAAUUUUAUUAUUAAAUAAUGCAAAUGUUAUUUAUUACACAUUGACACUGCGCAACAACAAGCAAUUGAGUUUUCUAGCCAGUGCUUUUGAUAUUACAAUGGUUCCACUAUGCCAAUUAUGCCAUUGAAGCUAGACUAUUGCUGCAUUAAAAUAGAUGUUAUGUAUAAACAUCUGUCACAUGUUUCAGAUACAAGUUAGUUAUAAUAUUGAAAAUGUUCCAAGUGGCUGUCCAAAGUCUCCCAGAAAAUAUAAAAGGUUUGGGCCCCAAGGUUGCACAGUAUGUGCCAACCUUACGAGAGCGUGGGCUGGAUGGAGCGAAGCUGUUGAUGCUGAGGUGCGACGACCUGGAGUACCUGGGCAUGCACAUCAUUGGCCACCAGGAGCUGUUGCUCGAGGCUGUUGAACAUCUCAGGAACUUUCAAUACGAGUUGUCGCGCGAGUGCGUGCAGCAGCUGGCGGUGCGCGUGUCGGUGGUGGCCACGACGCUCGCGCGCACGCUGCGCCACGCGCCCGACGCGCGCCUCGAGACGCACACGCUCGCCGACGUCGCGCGCACCGUGCAGGCCGUCAAGCCGCUCGUCUGCUGGCUCGACAGAUGGUCGGGCGGCGCGGGUGGCGGGCGCGGCGGCGCGCCGCUGGCGGAGCGCAAGGCGGCGCUGCUGAAGCUGUCGCUGGAGGCGGCGACGUGUGCGCAGCGCGACCGGUUCGCGGAGCAGCCCGCGCGCGCCGUGGCCGCCGCCGCCGCCGCAGCAGCCGCCGCCGCUGACUACAUCAUACAGGAGGUGUCGUCCCCGGCGGCGCUGCAGCCGGCGGCGCUGGAGGCGGUGUCGCUGCGGCAGCGCGGGCGUGCGCUGGGCUUCUCGCUGGAGCCGUCGUGCUGCGGCCCGCACCAGCUCGCCGACAUCCGCUUCGGCUCGCCGGCGCACGCCUCCGGCGCCGUGCACCCUGGCGACGAGAUCGUGCAGGUGGGCGGCCAGUGCGUGGUGGGGUGGAGCUCGGAGGCGGUGGUGCGCGCGUGCCAGGCGGCGGGCGCGGCGGGCGCGGGGGGCGCGGCGGGCGCGGGCGGCGGCGAGCUGGCGCUGCGGCUGCGGCGCAGGGCGCGCGCCCGCCGCCCGCGCUCGCCUCGCCGCCGCUGCACGCGCGCCUGGCGCGACACUCGCGCAUGCACCGCGCGCACUACGAGCCGCACCGGCCCAGGGACGAGCUGCGCAUCGACAGCGUGUACAGCAGCGACAGUCCCAGCGCAUGCGCGACGCCGGCGGCGGAGGCGAGUGGUGCGGCGCGCGAGUCGGCCGCGUCGUCGUCGGACGAGAGCGAGCCGCUGUCGCCGCCCGCCUCGCCCACUCACCCACUGCUCGACCCCGCCAGGUCGCGCGGGUUGCCGUGCGCGGCGGCAUGUCGGCGGCACAGCGUGAGCGGCGGCAGUCCCGUCGCCACGCGGCCCGCACACGACAUUGAACAGUUCUGGCAGGAGCUGAAGCAGGCGCGAUGGGGAGCGGCGGGCAGCGCCGGCGCGAGCCCCGCGCCCGACGACCUCGCGCUCUACGCACGGGACAAG
This is a messenger RNA of Manduca sexta (tobacco hornworm), 1593 nucleotides long. RefSeq names its product connector enhancer of kinase suppressor of ras 3. Bases 248 to 1450 code for a protein of 400 amino acids. Gene Ontology annotation, molecular function: protein binding. The transcript has 9 exons. NCBI's taxonomy places the organism in Eukaryota, Metazoa, Arthropoda, Insecta, Lepidoptera, Sphingidae. The record is from RefSeq and is a predicted model, not a curated record.